AUGAGCACCGUGUGCGCGCACAGAAGCAGACCGAGCAGACCCGUGUCCAAUGCAACCAUCAAGAACAAGAUGAAGAGGUCGACGGAGACCCUGAGGAAGAAAAAGGGGUCUACAAACAAGUCCUUCAAGUACAGCAAAAAUAAUACCGCGUACUGCGAGGGAAGCAGAAUUGCUAGCAAGAAAGGGAAGCAGGAGGAGGAGUCACUAAAGUGUAAGAGGUCAAAAUUGGGAGAAAGGGGAUUAACUAAGAGUAUGAAAAAAGGCAAAGAUGGCAACGCGCAUGACAAUUCGCAGGAGAGUCAGCACGAGAAUGUGCAUGCACAUCACGCAGAAAAACCAGACAAUAGUGAAAAUUUUAAAUUCUCCAGGAAGGGGUUCAUUUUAAGCUUUACAGGAAAUAUGCAGGACUUUUACAACCUCUCCGAAGAACCCCUAGGUAAGGGAACCUACGGAUCCGUUUACAAAGCGACAGACAAACUCCUCAAAAUUCAAAGAGCUGUGAAAGUGGUGUCCAAGAAAAAGUUAAAGAAUGUACACAGAUUCAGACAGGAAAUAGACAUCAUGAAAAAUUUAGAUCAUCCUAAUGUGAUAAAGUUGCUGGAAACGUUUGAAGAUAGCAAGCAGAUUUACUUGGUGAUGGAGUUAUGUACAGGUGGAGAGUUGUUUGAUCGAAUUGUAAAAAAAGGACCCUUCUCUGAAAUGUACACUUCCUUUAUCAUGAAACAGAUUUUUUCCGUUCUUAACUACCUGCACAUUAGGAAUAUAUGUCACCGAGAUGUGAAGCCGGAGAAUUUUUUAUUUUUCGAUAAGAGCCCAGAAUCGCUAAUCAAGGUGAUUGACUUUGGCUUGGCUUCCUACUUCAGUGACACGAACUCAGAGAUGAAGACGAAGGCUGGGACCCCCUACUACGUCGCGCCGGAGGUGCUAGGUGGCUGCUACGACUACAAGUGCGACUUGUGGUCUGCCGGCGUGCUGUUCUACAUCCUGCUGUGCGGGUACCCUCCCUUCUACGGCGAGAGCGACCACGAGAUACUCAUCAGGGUGAAAAGCGGUAAAUUCAACUUCAAGGGCAAGGAGUGGAGCGACGUGACGGAGGAGGCCAGAGACCUCAUCAAGCGCUGCCUAACCAUGGAUCCGCAAAAAAGGACAACUGCCAGUGAAGCCCUGAAGCAUCCCUGGUUCAAGAAGAAGCCGAGCAAUUUCAACUUAGAAUUUAAAAUGGACAUACAUGUACUGGAAAACUUCAAGAAUUAUGCCCUCAUGCUACGUUUUCAAAAGCUAGCCAUGACGAUUAUUGCUCAACAGAGUAACGACUACGACGUGCAGCAGCUGAAGGCGGCAUUUCUACACCUGGAUGAAGAAGGGAAGGGGAACAUAACAAAGGGGCAGCUGCGGAAGGGUUUGGAAAAGAGCAACUUGAUGUUGCCCCCGAAUUUUGACUUACUCCUGGACCAGAUAGACAGCGAUGGAAAUGGAAACAUUGAGUACACGGAAUUUUUGGCGGCUGCGAUUGACAGGAGACAGUUGUCCAAGAAGCUCAUUUACUGCGCCUUCCGCGUGUUCGAUGUGGACAACGACGGGGAGAUUACCACCGCGGAGCUAGCUCAUAUCCUUUUCAACGGAAACAGAAGAGGAAACAUCACAGAGAGAGACGUCAACCAAGUUAAGAAAAUGAUCAAUGAGGUGGACAAAAAUGGCGACGGCAAGAUCGACUUUUACGAGUUUUCCGAAAUGAUGAAGUUGAAGUUUUAG
Molecule: messenger RNA, 1752 nt
Organism: Plasmodium fragile
Lineage: Eukaryota; Apicomplexa; Aconoidasida; Haemosporida; Plasmodiidae
Product: CAMK/CDPK protein kinase
Exons: 5
Coding region: 1-1752 (583 amino acids)
Biological process (GO): protein autophosphorylation; peptidyl-serine phosphorylation; intracellular signal transduction
Cellular component (GO): nucleus; cytoplasm
Molecular function (GO): calcium-dependent protein serine/threonine kinase activity; calcium/calmodulin-dependent protein kinase activity; calmodulin binding
Source: RefSeq, a predicted model, not a curated record